Trichoderma harzianum CBS 226.95 is the source of this 2367-nucleotide messenger RNA. RefSeq lists its product as hypothetical. The record is from RefSeq and is a predicted model, not a curated record. The transcript has a single exon. NCBI's taxonomy places the organism in Eukaryota, Fungi, Ascomycota, Sordariomycetes, Hypocreales, Hypocreaceae. The coding region runs from base 1 to 2367 and encodes 788 amino acids.
AUGAAUCCCGACCAGCCGCCGGAUUCAUCGUCAAUGUCUGUCACGACCUCGCCAGCCCAAGAUGUCUCCAAGCUGAUGGGCCGCCGGAGCCUGAGCAACAUCCCCAAGGACCAGAGGACGCUGCUGGAGCUAGAAAACCCGUGGGCUGUUGACCAAAGAGACGAGCCGCACGGAUUGGCAACUGUCCCGAGCCACGUUUUAAAAACGCUGAAAGAAGCCUUUAUUCGCCUCAAGGACGACAAUGAGAAGGGGAACCCUAAAGACAAGGAAAACCCUGACCCUACUCCCACCACCAAUGACCAUGACGGACAGAAUGGAUAUUCUCCCGGCUCAACACCAGCGAGAUCAGACAGUGCACCUCCGUCUUCGCCGGGAGUUCCGAUACCAUGGUCGCAGUCUCCAGCGAAAUCUAGAGCCCAGCAGGACGAUGAGAUGUCCGAUGCCGGUUCGCCCAUUGACGAGACACCCUCAAGUCCGGUGCCUGCACCACUCACCCAGCCGCCGCUCUUCCAUGGUACACCGAGUCCUAGCCCUUCUUCAAGUGACAGCGAGCCCGAGGAUCUCGAGAUGGAGCUCCCACAAGCUCAGGAGGAAAGCCGCGAGGCCCCAAUAAAUCGCGAGGCACCAAUUAACCCCGUAGCUACGCGGAUGCAUCUGACAGUGGCAUCUCAGGAGCCCGCAAGCUUGGUUACAAGUAUGGUCACCACUACAAAUACGCCUACAUGCGCGCAGCCACGGGUUGCUUCUACUGCUUGUACUUCGUCUGAAGAUCCAAAGUCGUCGGUGUUGCCAGUUGAUCCAGCCCACGGUCGAUCACGACGAAUGAAGCCGAUUGAGUUUAGUGAGGAUAGCCCAAAAGUCACUGUGCGUUCGACGAACCCGGGUCCUCUCAAGCGCAUGCCUUCCACGCGAGCACUUCCCGAGGAAAAUGUCCCCAAUUCGGCUUCUCUGAGCUCGAGUAACUCAGCCCCUUACCAUGGCGAUAGACCCCAGAGCUCGCCAUCUCCGCCGCCCCCUACUCCUCCACCGCACAACUUCGCUGCUAAGCAAACUAUCCCUCAGAAUAGGACGGCUGGGCAACGGGGUGGCGUCAGUAAUCGAGAUAUCUCCCCUCCCCGCCAGACUCCCAUGCAGCAGCUACAUCGGAUACAGGCAGCAGGAAUGAAUGCAUUUAUAAGUUACCACGCGGAACCCUAUAGCGCUUUCACCGCUACGUACCCCGACUACAUCACAGUUCAUUCGGGCAACUUAUUGUCCUUUAUUCAGGCCUGCGUCUAUCUAGAAAUGCUUCAAGAAGACAGGGCAAUACGCGAGUAUUUGUAUGAUGACUUCAUCCGGGCCUGGUCAAGUGGCUUUUUGACAUAUGUCCAGAACGCGGGCCCUGGCCAGGAACCACUCCCCGCUGUCCAAUGGUUCAAUAUGCUAAAAGGCCCUAUCCUUUUCAACCGCAUGUGUAUAAACUCAGGCAACAUCGGCGCUGUUCUGAACGCAUAUCCCGAGGAUGCUGCAAGGGUUAGGGCCAUACUUCAUGCCUCUAAAGAGGCAAGUGAGAGCCCAAUAUCAGAACCACAGCCAGAACAAGGGGUAGAGAUGGAGCUGGAAGAAGAACCUGAGCCGGAGCCGGAGCCGGAGCCUGAACGUGUGCCUGUGGCUGAACCUGAGCCUGAGCCUGAGCGUCGGCGUCAACGUAAGAGGCGUGUCGUGGAUUUGGACAGCGACAAUGCAAUGGAUAUCACCGUGACAGAAGAGAGCCGAACCGAACCACAGCUCCCUCCGCCCACGAGAAAACCACCAUCGUUGCCAGCACCGUCACGACCAGCCCCGCCACCGCCUCCUCGGCCUUUAUCCCCUGAGCUGGGGAGCGACGACUUUGACUUUCCUGCCCUUCCACUUGUACUACAAUCGACAUCAGGACAACAGUCGCGAUCUCGGUCACGACCACACACACAUGAGCCUCAACCUCAAUCAAGGCGUCGGCCAGAGCCACAGCCAGAAACACGACCAGAACCACAGUCACAACCGCAAUUACAGCCGCACAGAGAGCUAACAUUGCCUCAACGACAUUCCCCCAGACGCCACCAACCCGCCCCCGUCCCCAUCCCCCCCAUCCCCGUCCCUCCCUCCACAGCUCCCGCUUCAUCAACAACCAAGCGGACCAAGUCUACCAACCCCAGAUCCUUCCCCCGCUCAACCGACCACGCCGGAAAGCUAGUCCCUAGAGGCCGCUCCGUGCCUAGCUCCAGCAGCCGGGCGAUCCCGAAGUUGCGUAAGCGAUCGACCGAGGAGCGGGCGCGGCUGAAGGAACAUUUCCGGAAGAAGGCUUCUUCGUCGUCAACGAGCUUUCUCGGUGGUGGCGUCGAGAACUAG